AAAGAGGAAGUCACGGUAUUCCCGGAUUUUUCUAUUUCUCUUUCUAGAAAUUUCACGCUUCUCCUGUAACCAUUCUCUCUCUCUCUCUCUCUCUGCUCUGUUUUUUUCUCUAUUUUUCUUUCGCAACAAAAAUUCAAAGCAGAGACAUUUAGUCUUUAUUUCGCGGUUUUAUGUUGGAGAAUUUUCUGGCUUCAGAAAGUUUUCAGGAUUCUAAGCUUUUGUCUGCUCUGUUUCUGGCCUUUCUGCAUGCAAUUGCAUUCGUGGAAGGCACUGGAAGCUUUUCUCUUUGCAUCGGACAGAGUAAGUACAUGAAGGGAGCAAAUUUUGAUGAAACCUGGCUAUGUUGAAGCAUCUUGGUGAACUGGAGUGGUUGUAAUAACUAGUAGAAAGUGGCACAAAGAUGGCGUCUGAGCUGGCUUCUAUGUUUCCAAAACUGGGCUCUCUUGGUACUUCAGAUCAUGGUUCUGUUGUAUCCAUCAACCUCUUUGUGGCACUCCUUUGCGCUUGCAUUGUCAUUGGUCAUCUGCUGGAGGAGAACCGCUGGAUAAAUGAAUCCAUUACCGCCCUCAUAAUUGGCUUGGGUGUAGGAGUUGUUAUCUUGCUCAUAAGUGGGGGAAAGAGCUCACAUCUUCUGGUCUUCAGUGAAGAUCUCUUUUUCAUAUAUCUACUUCCUCCAAUCAUAUUUAAUGCAGGAUUUCAGGUAAAAAAGAAGCAAUUUUUCGUAAACUUCAUUACUAUAAUGCUGUUCGGAGCCAUUGGUACACUGAUCUCAUGUGCCAUUAUAUCAUUAGGUGCCAUUAAAUUCUUCAAGAAGUUGGACAUUGGAUUUCUAGAUAUUGGGGAUUAUGUCGCAAUUGGAGCAAUAUUUGCUGCCACAGACUCCGUCUGCACGUUGCAGGUCCUACAUCAGGAUGAGACACCCCUCCUUUACAGUCUUGUAUUUGGAGAAGGAGUUGUAAAUGAUGCUACAUCGGUGGUGCUUUUCAAUGCUAUUCAAAACUUUGACCUUUCGAGUGUGAAUCCCAGUAUUGCCCUUCAUUUCAUUGGCAACUUCUUAUAUCUGUUCCUUGCUAGCACUUUACUGGGAGCAGCAACUGGUCUUCUUAGUGCUUACAUUAUCAAGAAGCUGUAUUUUGGCAGGCACUCCACAGAUCGCGAGGUUGCACUUAUGAUGCUCAUGGCUUACUUAUCAUACAUGUUGGCUGAACUAUUCUAUUUGAGUGGGAUUCUCACUGUAUUUUUCUGUGGUAUUGUAAUGUCCCAUUACACUUGGCACAAUGUGACUGAGAGUUCAAGAGUCACUACAAGGUACGCUUUUGCAACUUUGUCAUUUCUUGCUGAGACUUUCCUCUUCCUCUAUGUCGGUAUGGAUGCCUUGGAUAUCGAGAAGUGGAAAUUUGUUAGUGAUAGGUAUGCUGAACGAGGUCCUGGAUUAUCUGUUGCAGUAAGUUCGAUACUGAUGGGACUAAUCUUGCUGGGGAGAGCUGCCUUUGUUUUUCCAUUAUCAUUCUUAUCCAACUUGAUGAAGAAAUCCUCUGAGGAAAAAAUAACCUUUAGGCAGCAAGUGAUAAUAUGGUGGGCUGGUUUGAUGAGAGGUGCAGUGUCCAUGGCUCUGGCAUAUAAUAAGUUCACUCGUUUGGGACACACUCAAUUGCAAGACAACGCAAUAAUGAUUACCAGCACCAUUACCAUUGUUCUUUUCAGCACAGUGGUAUUUGGUUUAAUGACAAAACCUCUUAUAAGUCUCCUGUUGCCCCCACAGAGGCAGUUAAGUACAGUGUCAUCAGAUGCAAAUAGUCCAAAAUCUCUUACAGCUCCACUCCUAGGCAGUCAAGAGGGUUCUGAAGUCGAUUUAAAUGGUCAAGAACUUCCGCACCCACCUAGUUUGAGGAUGCUACUUUCCGCGCCAACCCAUAAGGUGCAUAGAUACUGGCGCAAGUUUGAUGAUUCAUUCAUGCGCCCAGUGUUUGGUGGUCGGGGUUUUACACCUGUUGCCCCUGGUUCUCCAACGGAACAGGAACCAUGAUGAUGUGCACGAAAAAAAUUAUAUUGUAAGUUAAAAGUGUGGGCCAAGGGACCUCUGCUGGAUCUUAAAACUUAGUGUUGUCCAGAUUGCUGACAGCAUUAUGAGCUUCAACCAGGUCCUCUGCGUUUGAUACUGCUGUUGCUUACACUGCUUUAGCAAACUAUAUAUGCAUCAAAGUCCGCUCUUUUGGGGUGGAAGGUUAGCAAAGGUGAAAUUCUAGCUGACCACGGUGAGCGCGUUUGUAAGUUAAUCCUGAAAAUGCUUUGGUAGAUGGUGAUACGUUUGUUCAAGCAUGUUGUAAAUUUUGACUGCUGAAUUAUUUCCUGUCUGUUCUUCCUUAUGUAUAGAUUUCUGGUGUUUCAUGGUGGUAUUACAUUCCAAAUUUGUAAACAUUUUAUGAACUUCAGAAAGAAAUAAUUGUCGGAAAGCAGUAAUUUGUGAGUAGUAUGGCAGGGAGAGCUUGGUUAGCUUUG
Messenger RNA from Nicotiana tabacum (common tobacco), 2499 nucleotides. Its product is annotated as sodium/hydrogen exchanger 1. Gene Ontology annotation, molecular function: sodium:proton antiporter activity; potassium:proton antiporter activity. NCBI's taxonomy places the organism in Eukaryota, Viridiplantae, Streptophyta, Magnoliopsida, Solanales, Solanaceae. Gene Ontology annotation, biological process: regulation of stomatal closure; regulation of intracellular pH; proton transmembrane transport. Gene Ontology annotation, cellular component: plasma membrane. The record is from RefSeq and is a predicted model, not a curated record.